AAUUUGACAGUUUGUCAAAAGUGACAGGCGGAGUUGAAUAAUAUGUUUAUGUGCCAAAAUGUUACAAGAAUAGCCCACGUUUCAUAAAUUACUUCGUCGAUCAAGCAAAAACCUCAAAAAAAUGAGUGAAAAAGACAGAAACUGUUCAAAUGAAGCAGUGGAAAAAAUCAUUGGCAACAUGACUGCAGAAAUGCAAAAUGCGGACGGUCAGUAUGCCCCCUUGGGGUUUUCCCCGCCCCCAUCGGAACCCAUCAACUGGAACCAGCCGCCUUACGUCAACAACUACCCUUCAUACCACUCCACUCCCGAUAUCCAGAUGGGUUAUGUGCCCAUUCAGCAAUUCGCCACUUCGUACAGCUACAUGCAACAGCCCCAUCACUUUGACAUCAACGAGUAUAACAAGAACUUGGAUCCUCUCAACCUCAAGUACAACAUGUACGAGCCUAUGCAGAACGGGAAUAGCGACGCUGGUGUCUUCAGGAACGAAUACACCAUUUUGAACUCGAAUUUGCAUCAAGCUGAGCGUCACGUGCUGCAAAGCCAGCACGAACCGGUGCCCCAAACCAGCAACCACACGCAUUUAAUCGAGAAUUUGGUGGGGAAUUGGGUGCCGAACACCACUGGGACUUAUUCACCAUUUGGGAACGUGGAGCCCUUCAAACCCAAUGUGAGUGUUUUUGAACAAUUGGCGGAGAAGGAGACUAACGAACAAAUGAUUCUGGAACAACCGCACGAAGAGAAGCAGUUUAACUUCAACAGGAACAACCGGAAGCCGAGAAUGGUGGCUGAAGUGAAGCCGAUGCGUCCUAGUUACUCGGAUGUUUUGACUAAAGCGGUGCCGCCGACUACGAGCAAACCGACCAAGCUGGAUACUAAGGAAACCAAGCAGAAGAAGGAAAACAACAAGAAGAACGGGAAAACUGAGAAGACGCAGAAGGUCAAUUGUUCUUUAAAUAGAAGCAAUACGAAUGCGGAUAUUAAGGAUAUUCCGUUGACGGAAAAAACGACGUUUAUUAAGACAAGUGGAGACAAGGAUAAGCGUAAUAAGAGUACGCAAUUGAAUCGCAAAUGGGCGUCGCUUGAUAAUAUUAAUGAACCCGUUAAUAAUGCGAAAGUUGAGGAUGGGAAGAAGAAAAAGAAUGAGGAGAUGAAUAAUGGCAAGAAUUUGAUGCAGAAGCCCAAUUUUCGGAAAGUUACGAAAAGCGAGUCGCCUGAGAAUGAAUCCAGCGGCAGUAAGAAUGAGACGUACGUUAACAAAAAUGGGCUAAAAAAGGUCAAUAAAUUUAGCAGUAGACCUAAAAAUUCGGAAUCUUUUGGGGGUAACGAAAGACCGGUGGGGAAGAGGAAUCAGCGAACAAGGAAAAGAGAAAAUCAUGUCUUCUUUGGUAUCGCCGGCCAAAAACUAAAACAGUACCUAAAAGGCUGGUGGAAAAUCAUCACCGUGUUCCUAUUCUGGUUCAUCCAUCUGAUCUCAGACAUCUGUAGCUUGAGCGUUCACAUUAGUCGCGACAUGGCUUCGAACUUUUGGCUUUGGUUGGUCAUUCACUGGGCUCUUUUCCUAGACACGGUCGUGACCAUCGCCAAACGCAUUCGUCUGCUUUCGUGGAUUUGGGAAAAAUUCAAAAAGCCUGAGAAGCCUGCUAAAGAAAAUAACCGCAGUUUUAUUCACAGUGGGUUACAAAACAAUAUAAACAUGCCGACCACCGGGGAAGAAGCAAUGAAAAGACUCCUAGCGUGCAAAGGGAAGGAUCCGUACAGCAUAUUGGGAGUUACGCCGACUUGUACAGAUGACGAUAUAAAGAGGUAUUAUAAAAGACAAGCCUUCUUGGUUCAUCCAGACAAGAACCAACAGCCGGGGGCGGAAGAGGCCUUUAAAAUUUUAGUUCACGCGUUUGAUAUGAUCGGGGAGCCGGAAAGGAGAGCUGCCUACGAUAAAGGUGUGGUCGAAUCUGUCCAGGUUGAGCAAGCCUGGAGCGAACUGACCGAACUCCUGGCCCAGUUGCAACAGAAGGUGGAAGCCGCCGCCAACACGAUCCGGUGUAGCGCUUGCGGUUUACGCCACAAAAGGAUCAAAGUAGAUAGGCCUUGUUACGCCGCGAGGAACUGUUCUUCUUGCAAAAUCCACCACUCGGCGCGAGAAGGCGACAUCUGGGCGGAGGCCCGUUGUUUCGGUUUCUUGUGGCACUAUUACGCUUGCAUGGAGGGAAACGUGUAUGAUAUAACGGAAUGGGCCGGUUGUCAAAAAGACAGUCUGAAACACCUCAGACCCGACUCCCAUCAAGUACAAUAUCGUAUCGCUUUAGGUAAACAACAUAGUCAACCUCGUAGGCACAGUGGAUCUCUUCGAAACGAAAAACCACCGGAUCUCGAGAAUUUACUUAAUACGUUGUACGGCCAAACGGAUUGUAUGCAACAAGGGACAAAACGUAGGAAUAAAAAGGCAAAGUGAUCCAUUCACUAGAUGUACGAGUUGUGUUAUUUUAUUUCGCUAUUAUGAAUAUGUGCUAUUAAAUUUAUAAAGUCAAUGCGCUUAAAGAGAAUAAAUCUGUUUACAAGA
This is a messenger RNA of Zophobas morio, 2557 nucleotides long. Its product is annotated as dnaJ homolog dnj-5. The record is from RefSeq and is a predicted model, not a curated record. The coding region runs from base 122 to 2449 and encodes 775 amino acids. The transcript is spliced from 4 exons. Lineage: Eukaryota; Metazoa; Arthropoda; Insecta; Coleoptera; Tenebrionidae.